This is a messenger RNA of Xiphophorus maculatus (southern platyfish), 645 nucleotides long. Its product is annotated as MAP/microtubule affinity-regulating kinase 3-like. Lineage: Eukaryota; Metazoa; Chordata; Actinopteri; Cyprinodontiformes; Poeciliidae. The annotation marks the transcript as partial. The record is from RefSeq and is a predicted model, not a curated record. The transcript has 3 exons.
AUUUUCUCACGGCGCCUCAGAGUCUCAACCGAGUUUGAGAGAAACGGGAGACUUGAGGGCUCAAGAGUCUCAACCGAGUUUGAGAGAAACGGGAGACUUGAGGGCUCAAGUCGCCAUGUACCUGGGGAUCAGAAAGGGGAAAUUAAAGACGGUAAGCCCCGCUCCCUCAGAUUCACUUGGAAUAUGAGAACCACCAGCUCCAUGGAGCCCUGCGACAUCAUGAGGGAGAUCCGCAAGGUGCUCGACGCCAACAACUGCGACUACGAACAGCAAGAGAGUUUCCUGCUCCUCUGCGUCCAUGGCGACGGGCGGGCCGAGAACCUGGUCCAGUGGGAGAUGGAGGUCUGCAGGCUCCCCCGUCUCUCCCUGAACGGCGUCCGCUUCCAAAGGAUAUCCGGGUCGUCCAUCGCUUUCAAGAACAUUACUUCCAAAAUAGCCAACGACUUAAAACUAUGAACAAAAGGACUUAAAAGAUAAGUAAAAAAAAAAUCUAAAUCAAAUCUAUAUUCAGAGGUAUUGAAGCUGUACAAUCAUCCAAGUAGCAGUUUCCAAAUGUCUCCUUUUUGUCCCCUGGGGCAACCGGGUUCCCGCGGGCACCGUGUUGGUGACCCCUGUUUUGGAUCAAUAAAGUAUUUUUGAAUUGAA